GCAGAACCUGGUCUUCUGCUGAGGCAGAGCCACACCACAGUGAACGAAAUGCAGUAUGUUUGGGUGGUAUUACUGUUCCUCCCCAGCGCACUUUCACAGUCUACAGGGAGGUUCAGGGUGGUGGUUCCAGAAGCUCCUGUUUCCAGUGUUUCUGGUUCUGAUGUUGUUCUGUCGUGUUCUGUACGAGAGUUUGAUCGUCCGAACAUCCUGGUGAACGCUGUGGAUCUGAACGUUACUUGGUCCAGAUCAGACCUGAAUAAUUCACUGGUUCAUCUCUACGGGAAUCAUAAAGAUCUAAACACAGAUCAGAUUCCUUCUUACAGAGGAAGAACCGCUGUGUUUAAAGAGCAGCUGAAGAAUGGAGACGUCUCACUGAAUCUCUCCAACGUUCGGAUUACUGAUGAAGGAGAAUACACAUGCAGAGUUGACUCUACGACCUGGAAGAGUGAUAAAACUAUUAAACUCUCAGUUAAAGAGUUUGUACCCAGUGAAACUGGUAAAACUGAUGGAAUUGCUGUUGGAAUUACCAUUGUUGUACUUUUACUCAUGGCUGUCCCGGCUGGAAUCCUUUUUCACUUCUAUAACGAAAAAAAGAAAAAAGAGGAAGAAAUCGAGAAUGAAAAAAAGAAAAAAGAGGAAGAAAUCGAGAAUGUCACAUCAUUACUGUACUCAGACAAAGACGGUCAUCUCCAACACCACAACCUCUCUCCACGUCAGUGGGAUUAUGUGGAGGAAACUUUACUGAAGUCUAAAGAGGAACUGAAAGAGUUUAAUCUGAGAAAGUAUGACCCGUCAGAGAGAGGAGUUGAGAAGCUGCAGAAAGUGAUCGCAUCAUCCGAAAAAGCUCUGCUGAAACAGUGUAAUCUCACAGAGAAAAGUUGUGAGGUUCUGGCCUCAGUACUCAGCUCAGAGAACUCACUGACCGAACUGGACCUGAGUUUAAAUAAACUGCAGGAUUCAGGAGUGAAGAAGCUCUGUGAGGGACUGAAGAGUUCACACUGUAAACUACAGAAUCUGAGGCUGGAAGAAUGUGAUCUCACAGAGAAAAGCUGUGCAGUUCUGGCUGAAGUUCUCCAAUCAGGGAACUCUAAACUGAUAGAGCUGCACCUGAGUGAGAAUAGAGGACUGAAAGAUUCAGGAGUGAAGAAUCUCUGUAACGGGCUGAAGGAUAAAAACUGUAAACUGGAGAAACUGUGGCUGAAACAAUGUGAUCUCGGAGAGAAAAGCUGUGUAGAUCUGGCCUCAGUUCUCAGAUCAGAGAACUCUAAACUGAUAGAGCUGAACCUGAGUGAGAAUCCAGGACUGAAAGAUUCAGGAGUGGAGAAACUCUGUGACGGAUGGAAGGAUAAAAACUGUAAACUGGAGAUACUGAGGCUGGAAUACUGUAAUCUAACAGAGUACAGCUGUGUAGAUCUGGCCUCAGUUCUUAGAUCAGGGAACUCUAAACUGAUAGAGCUGAACCUGAGUCAGAAUAGAGGACUGAACGAUGCAGGAGUGGAGAAACUCUGUGAGGGACUGAAGAAUGAAAACUGUAAACUGCAGAUACUGGGGCUGGCUGAAUGCAGUAUUACGGUUAAAGGCUUCACUGCUCUGGCUUCAGCUCUACACCCCUCAUCACCUUUAGAAGAGCUGGAUCUGAGCAGAAAUGAACUAAAAGAGUCAGAACAGAAGCUGUUACCCGUGCUAAGGACUAAAUUUCCUAAACUGAAAGUGAAGCUGGCUAAAUGCAGUGUUACAGAUGAAGGCUGUGCUGCUCGAGCUUCAGAAAACCACUCAUCACCUUUAAAAGAGCAGGAUCUGAGCAGUAAUGACCUAAAAGAGUCAGAACAGAAGCUGUUACCCGAUGAUGAUACAUUUGUCUAAUCUGAAAGUGAAAAUCUGAAUCUCAAUGAGGAUAUUUUACAUGGAAAAAAGAUGGAUAUGAAGCCUACACACACACACACACACACACACACACACAAUGUGAUUCUUGUAUUGUGUUCUUGGUCAAAAGUUAAACACCUGGAGUGACAUGGUUUGUAAACCAACCCCACAUGUUUGAAGAUGAACCAACAUUGAUGGGGACUGAAUGGCAUCAGGGUUAGUCAGCAACAAUGACCCCUUCCUCAAGUCACCUGAAAUAAUGAAGUGUAGAUACUGUAGAUAUGUUCAAACUGUAUGGUUCCAGUUGUAUCUGUCUUGGAUAAGAUUAGGAUUAGGCAGGAAGUGAAGAGUCAUUUGUAAGAUAGCUAGCUAACUGUGAUGGCUAGAGAAGUGGGACAGAACAUCUUCAAAACAUCAGGCAGGUCUUGUGAGAUGUUUCCAGUAUCACAGUGGUGUGAACAGCAGUUCAGUAUUAAUCCGCUUUAGUUUAGAGAAGUGUGUUUAAGUUUAGGUGAGCU
This is a messenger RNA of Astyanax mexicanus (Mexican tetra), 2381 nucleotides long. Its product is annotated as ribonuclease inhibitor. Gene Ontology annotation, molecular function: protein binding. Bases 49 to 1863 code for a protein of 604 amino acids. The transcript is spliced from 15 exons. The record is from RefSeq and is a predicted model, not a curated record. NCBI's taxonomy places the organism in Eukaryota, Metazoa, Chordata, Actinopteri, Characiformes, Acestrorhamphidae.